GGGAGUUAAAAAAGAGUCUCUUUCGGCCAACUGACGCAGAGAGAAGGGUUCAAUUAAACCAGCUGGGCCCCACCACUCUCACUCACAGUCCUCUCUUUCCUUCUCCUCCAAAUCGUAGAAGCCUUUCGUUAGUUACAGGAUAACAUGACUCACAGUUAUCCCUACUUCGAGCCUGAAUUUGUUCCUCUCUCAGAAUUCAUCCCUCCACUCGAGGCUUGCAUGGAUAAUGCUACAUCUGAUGACUUUACAAUCAUUAAGGUUGAUGGUGCAAACAAACAAGGCAUUUUACUUAAAAUAGUUCAAAUUUUAAGUGAUUUAGAUCUUAUUAUUUUGAAAUCCUACAUUUCAUCUGAUGGUGAUUGGUUCAUGAAUGUUUUCCACGUCACCGAUCACCACGGACAUAAACUCAAUGACCCUGACCUCAUAUGCUUCAUAAAACAAUUUCUCAAUAAUGCACAAAGACAAAACAGAUUUUUAAGCCCAGCCCAGGUCAAAAUCAGACAUGACAACAUAAUUAAUGUUAAUCAUAUUGCCUCCACUGUUCUCGAAUUAUAUUUUCUUGACCGCCCCGACAUUUUCUCGGAUGUCGUAGCAGUGCUCUUCAAUCUCUCCUAUGCUAUCGACUCAGGUGAAAUGUGGGCUCACAAUGGUCGUGUGGUUUGCAUUAUUUUUAUUAAAGAACAAGACACGGGUAUGCCCAUCACCGAUCGAAAUCGCUAUGACAAUUUGGGAGAAAAUCUUGCAAGUUUGAUGAAGGUCCACCAUUUGCCUAAGGAGUUAUGGGAGGUUCGACUUCGAAAUCCCACAUCAAGUCAAAUCCAUACAGAGCGACGACUCCAUCAGAUGUUACAAGAAUACAAGGAUUAUGAGAUAGGAUCACCACCAUUACCGGUUGAGGGUGAUCAAUUGAGCUUAUCUAAGCUCAUGGAUGCUGAAAGGGGCUUCGGGAAUGCCAACAAAAGUAAUGAACAAUUUUGUCGACCUCAAGUGUCUAUUGAGAAUUGGAAUGAUAGAGAUUAUUUGGUUAUAAAUGUAAAAAGUCAAGAUAGACCCAAGCUCAUGUUUGACACAAUAUGUGUUUUGACGGAUAUAGGCUAUGAUGUGCUUGAUGGCUUUGUUAGCUGCCACGAAUCAGUGGCAUUUCAGGAAUAUUUUGUGCGAGGGAUGAAUGGACAUAUAAUGUUAAAUGAGAUUGAGAAACAAAAAGUGAUUCGAAGUUUGGCAGCAGCUGUUGAGCGAAGAAUGUCUAGAGGAAUAAAGAUGGAGGUGCACACGUUUGACCGGCAUGGUCUCCUUUCAGUCUUGAGUAGAACAUUGCAACUACAUAACAUGUCAUUCAAAACUGCAGAGUUUGCAAAAGAUGAUUGCUUGGCCGUCUGAACAUUCUACAUUACUGACAACGAUGGAAACAAUAUUAAUCAACAAAAGGUGAAGAUGUUGGAAGAUGAACUCGGAAAAGACAGUUUCGUUGAAAAAAAGAAUAAUCAUAAUAUUAAUUCAACGAUUCAUGGGAGAUGGAACAUUUUUUCUGCAUUUUGUUCUCUCGGGAGGAGUUUGUGGUCUCACAUCAAACGCAU
This is a messenger RNA of Phalaenopsis equestris, 1577 nucleotides long. Its product is annotated as ACT domain-containing protein ACR4-like. NCBI's taxonomy places the organism in Eukaryota, Viridiplantae, Streptophyta, Magnoliopsida, Asparagales, Orchidaceae. The transcript is spliced from 6 exons. Bases 145 to 1380 code for a protein of 411 amino acids. The record is from RefSeq and is a predicted model, not a curated record.